Molecule: messenger RNA, 2494 nt
Organism: Aureobasidium pullulans EXF-150
Lineage: Eukaryota; Fungi; Ascomycota; Dothideomycetes; Dothideales; Saccotheciaceae
Product: ATP-dependent DNA helicase-like protein II subunit 1
Exons: 3
Coding region: 51-2039 (662 amino acids)
Biological process (GO): double-strand break repair via nonhomologous end joining; cellular response to X-ray; telomere maintenance
Cellular component (GO): nucleus; Ku70:Ku80 complex
Molecular function (GO): double-stranded DNA binding; DNA helicase activity; damaged DNA binding
Source: RefSeq, a predicted model, not a curated record
UACUUUCUCGUGUAUUGCACCUCUUUCUUUCUCCGUCAAUUCAUGCUGCAAUGGCCGAUUACUCAAAUCAAAAUCGUGGUCAGGAAGACGACGAAGACGAAGAAGACAUCGAUGAGACUGGCUACAAAACCAUCAAAGAUGCUGUUCUUUUCGCCAUUGAUGUCAGCUCGACCAUGCUUAUGAAGCCCCCACAAGGAGAUUCAAAAAAGGCUGAUCGCGAUACUCCCACAAUUGCAGCUCUGAAAUGUGCCUAUUCUCUGAUGCAGCAACGCAUCAUCUCUAACCCAAACGAUAUGAUGGGCAUUCUCCUCUUCGGAACUGAAAAAUCUCGAUUUCAGGAUGAGGAAGGGACCUCAAAAGGACUGUCAUAUCCUCACUGCUACCUCUUGACCAACUUGGAUGUUCCGGGAGCCAGAGAUAUCAAGCGUCUACGUGAUCUGGUCAACGAUGAAGACGAAGCCAAGGAACUCCUGCAACCUUCGACUGAGUCCGUGUCGAUGUCGAAUGUCUUGUUUUGUGCAAACCAGAUCUUCACCACAAAGGCUCCCAACUUCUCGUCACGACGCUUGUUCCUUGUCACCGAUAACGAUGCUCCACACAAUGAUGACAAAGCCCUGAGGUCUGCCGCGGCGGUCAGAGCAAAGGAUCUGUAUGACUUGGGCGUGACUAUUGAGCUCUUCCCCAUCUCAAGUCCGGAGCAUACAUUCGACCGUUCCAUCUUUUACAAUGAUAUUAUCUACAGCGCCAUUCCAUCAGAUCCAGAUGCUCCUGCCCCUGUCACCAAGGCCUCUAGGGCCUCUGCCAGUGGUGACGGUCUUACCCUGUUACAGUCACUUUUGUCAAACAUCAAUUCAAGAUCCGCCCCAAGACGUGCCUUGUUCUCUAACAUGCCUUUUGAGAUUGGUCCGGGCCUCAAAAUCUCCAUCAAAGGGUACAUCAUCAUCAAACGACAAGAGCCCGCCAGAAGCAGUUACGUCUAUAUGGGCGGAGAAAGGCCUCAGCUUGCUGUCGGCUCAUCCACCCUCCAGGCAGAAGACACAGCAAGAUCAGUGGAGAAAGUCGAGAUCCGGAAAGCAUACAAAUUCGGAGGCGAGACUGUUUCCUUUACGCCAGAAGAGAUUGCAGAGGUCAAACACUUCGGCGAUCCUGUGCUUCGCAUCAUCGGCUUCAAGCCCCUGAGCAUGCUGCCUAUCUGGGCCAAUCAUCGCCCGUCCACAUUCAUAUAUCCCUCCGAAGAGGAUGUCAUUGGUAGUACGAGAGUGUUCUCUGCGCUACAACAGAAGCUUCUCAAAGAUCAGAAGAUGGGUCUCGCUUGGUACAUACCUCGACGUAACGCAACCCCCACUCUUGCUGCUGUUAUCCCAGGUGCAGAGAGCCUUGACGAAGACGGAGUACAGGUCAUGCCGCCAGGCUUGUGGAUCCAUGUUCUUCCCUUCGCGGACGACGUUCGCCAGGUGCCUGACACAACGGUCGUCCAAGCACCUGAUGAACUGGUUGACAAAAUGCGCACGAUCGUUCAACAACUACAAUUACCAAAGGCCGUCUACGACCCCAAGAAGUAUCCGAACCCCUCUUUGCAAUGGUUCUACCGUAUCUUGCAAGCUCUUGCGCUCGACGAAGACUUACCAGAGAAGCCCGAAGACAAGACGCUACCACGCUACCGUCAAAUUGACAAACGGGCAGGAGAGUAUGUCAUCGAAUGGGGCUCUGAGCUUGAGACACAGUACGAGGCCUGGAAGAAAGCAAAUGCUGGUCGUCACACUGCUACAGGUGCGACUAAGCGUGGCUCGACAACGGCAGGUGAAGGUGGUAAGAGAGCCAAACCUGCUGCUAAUGGUGCAGCUUCAAAGUCGAGUGAUAGUAUCAGCGACGAGGAUAUGCGAAAAGCCUUUGAGACGAACAAGAUCAACAAGCUCACAGUCGCGGUCCUCAAAGCUUGGUGCAAAGAAAAGGGGGUCAAAUUAGCGGCUACAGCAAAGAAAGGCGACGUGGUUGAUGAAGUCACGAGCUACUUCGAGAACAAGAUGAACCUCUCAUGAGUGUCUUUCACGGGCUUUUAGGAGCAUACAGAUAUCUGGUCAGGGAGAACGAGUUGUCAUCCAAGCAAGUGACUAUACUUUAGCUUCACGGUGGGCAGCUCCCUGCUAGAGCCCUUGCUUGGUAGCUAUCAGUAUGACGAAUGCAUGAGUUACGUGAUCAUAAGGCCACCCAAUCGUCUCAAGUAUAUUCCUGCGAAGGCCAUCAUAUAUAGUGACCCCUAGUUCUCGACAAAAACGCAAGGCCAACGAGAAUCCAGCAAUGAGUUGACUUGUUUCCGUGCACGGGUCAUUUCUUACAUGACCAGAAGCGACGACGGAUGUUGACUCGCAAAAUUUGGAUUGCAAACAGGCAAGGGCAAAGAACUUUGCGAUUGGUGCCUGCUUUGUCGAGCGCCAUUCUACGAAACACGGUCACUGAGCGCAAAGAAUUGACACAAUUUUGACUUCAAUUCCAG